GUAGAAAUAAAAGAGAGGGUUAUUUUAGCUUCGAAUAUCUCACUACAGUUACCUAACCGUUAAAGGUGCUUUCUUUAUUUACCGACCAAUACCAAUGGUCCUGGAAGAGAAAGAUUACCCCAAUUUUUUUACGCAUAAAAAAAUUAAAGAUCAAACCCCAAGGCCCAGAUAAUGGAGACCACACAAACAAAGCAAUCCCCACUUUAGAAGUAUUGAUAGCCCCCCCAACAGAACCCCACUACCAAACACCACCAUGGCCCCAAGCUGCUCAACCCUCCCAGCCCUCGUUCUCCUCCUCUUCCUCUCUGUUAUCCCCAUCCCCUUGUCCUCAGCAACAUCACCCACAAUACCACCAAGAACAACAUCAUCUCCAGCAUCAGGAACAGAGCCUACCCCCACCCCAUGGCCCCUCCAAUUUCACGCCCUCCUCUUCAUGAACUACAGCGGCGCCCUAUCCAUGAUCGACCUCUGGUACGACUGGCCCAACGGCCGCAUCAACAUCAUCCAGGACCAGCUCGACGGCCCACCUCUCUACGACCUCGAGUGGAACAACGGCACCUCCUUCUUCUAUACUCUCUCCUCUCCAUUGUCCUGCCGCUCCGCGCAGAUCGACGUCGGCAUCCUGCGCCCCAAUUGGCUCGCCGGCGCGACCUACCUCGGCCAGGAGUACGUCGAUGGAUUCCUCUGUAAUGUGUGGACCAAGGUUGACUUCAUCUGGUACUAUGAGGAUGUUGCCACCAACCGCCCUGUUCAUUGGGUCUUCUACACAGGAAGAGCUGCUCACGUGAUGACAUUUGAGGUGGGAGCAGCGCUUGAGGAUGCCAAAUGGCAGGCCCCCGUCUACUGUUUCGAUAAAGAGGAAAAGGCGGGCGCGGAAUCCCACUCCUCCAUUUCUGAUGUUUUUCAGCAGAGAUUGAAGGAGAAGAGAUCUCUGAGAGCUUUGAUGGAGUUUUGAAUGCUACAGUUUCCAAACGCUGGAACCCUCGUCUGUUCUCUCUUCUGAGUAUGAUUUUAGUAAAUUGGGGACACUCAUCUCUUUUUUAAUCUAAUAAAUGAUGCAUGAUCCUUGUUGCUGCAA
Messenger RNA from Elaeis guineensis (African oil palm), 1078 nucleotides. The record is from RefSeq and is a predicted model, not a curated record. Lineage: Eukaryota; Viridiplantae; Streptophyta; Magnoliopsida; Arecales; Arecaceae.